AUGAUGCUGUCCCGGUUCCAGCAGCUGCACGAGAUGGCGUUGGUGGAGUGCGUGAUGGGCGGAAAGCGUCGUCGCGAACUGCUGCCGCGGCUACAGGUUCGCGAUCCGCCGAGGGACACAGUACCGCGAGCGCUCGUUGCAGCGGGGGACUACGUCAUGCAGACGUGCAGUGUACCGCAUGGUUACUGGUCGCUGCCGCGGUCCACCUCGGCGGUGCUGCUCGGACCAGUGGAACGAGCGCUGCACCUGCGAUUUGUCAAGGUGCUUGGUCGGAGGAUGUACUACGUGCGAAAGAGAAGCGGUGCGCUUUUGGAGGAUGAAGAUGUGGCGGAUGAAUUCGAAAAGGGUAAAACAAGUUAUCCAUAUACAUAUUACCGUCACUUAUCCGAGAAAACCGACGCAUCAUCUGUGGAGCCGCAGCGGCUGCAACCGCUGACGGUAGAGGGACCCGGCUUGGCGUUGCCGUUGCCCGUGCUGACGGAAAUCUUCCAGUCUCUGGACACCGUCGACCGUGUGCGCUGCCGCCGCAUCUGUCACCUGUGGGACCGCCUAUCGAUGUCGCCGGAGCUGUUGGGGCGGUAA
Molecule: messenger RNA, 582 nt
Organism: Paramacrobiotus metropolitanus
Lineage: Eukaryota; Metazoa; Tardigrada; Eutardigrada; Parachela; Macrobiotidae
Exons: 3
Coding region: 1-582 (193 amino acids)
Molecular function (GO): protein binding
Source: RefSeq, a predicted model, not a curated record